GCAUAGUAGGCCGCCAAUGCUCAUCGCUGGAGUGCGGCUGAGGGAGUGGACGUCGCUGUCUAUGGGGGAGAGAAGAUGGCUCCCUUCCCGGAGGAGGUGGAUGUUUUCACCGCCCCGCACUGGCGGAUGAAGCAGCUCGUCGGGCUCUACUGCGAUAAGCUUUCUAAGACAAAUUUCUCCAACAACAAUGAUUUCCGAGCUCUCCUCCAAUCAUUAUAUGCUACAUUUAAAGAGUUUAAAAUGCACGAGCAGAUUGAAAAUGAAUACAUCAUUGGUUUACUUCAGCAACGUAGCCAAACUGUAUAUAAUGUACAUUCAGACAAUAAGUUGUCAGAGAUGCUUAGCCUCUUUGAGAAAGGAUUGAAAAAUGUAAAGAAUGAAUAUGAGCAGCUCAACUAUGCGAAACAGCUAAAGGAACGAUUGGAAGCUUUUACCAGAGAUUUCCUUCCUCACAUGAAAGAGGAAGAGGAGGUUUUCCAGCCAAUGUUGAUGGAAUAUUUUACCUAUGAAGAACUGAAAGACAUAAAAAAGAAAGUAAUUGCACAACACUGCUCACAGAAGGAAACUGCAGCAGAAAUACGUAGAGGGAUUAGUCUGUGGAAUCAAGCAGAAGAACUCCAGAAAGUUUUUAAAUAUUCUGUGGAUGAAAAAGCAGAUCAUGAAACUGAAGAACCAGGACAAGCCACCAGCAUUGUUCAUCUACCUUCUGAGGUGAUGCUGACUAUUUUUAGCUACCUUAGCCCUCAAGAAUUAUGCCGAUGUAGUCAAGUCAGCACUAAAUGGUCACAGUUAGCGAAAACAGGAUUUCUCUGGAAACACCUUUAUCCUGUGCAUUGGGCUAGAGGAAAUUGGUCCCAUGGCCCACCAGGUGAUCUUGAUACGGAGCCAGACGAAGAAUGGGUGAAAAACAGGAAAGAUGAAACUCAGGCUUUUCACGAAUGGGAUGAAGAUGCUGAUAUAGAUGAAUCUGAAGAAAAUGGAGAAGAAUCUUUGGCUAUCAGCAUUGUUCAGAAAGAGAAAAACUUACUUCAAGGCAUAAUCCAUAACAUUCUGCCACGUGUAGGCUCAUCAGUGAAAACUAUUGUACUGGCAUACAGUUCGGCCAUAUCUAAUAAAAUGGUCAGACACAUCUUGGAACUUUGUCCUAACAUGGAAUAUCUUGAUCUCACUCAGACUGAUAUUUCUGAUUCUGCAUUUGAAAGUUGGUCUUGGAUUGGUUGCUGCAAGAGUCUCCAGCAUCUUGAUCUCUCAGGUUGUGAAAGAAUAACAGAUACGGCUGUAAGAAAGAUUUCUAAAGCUCUAGGGAUUUUGUCUUCCCACGAAGUACGAUCUCAGAAAAGUUUUCGAAACAGGAGAGGGAAAACUGUGUGGAAAAACAAAGAGAUUGCCUUGGAGUCCAGCAAAAAGGAUUGUGGCCUGCAUUAUAUAACAAAUGAAAAUGUGAUUAAGGAAGAAGGAAACGAAAGCCAUUGGAAUGUACCAGUCAGAUCAGAGGAUUUCAACUCUGCCUAUAUCUGGAUGUUAGAUGCCAAAGAUUUGGCCGAUAUUGAAGAUGCUGCAGAGUGGAAGCACAGAAAACUGGAAGGAGAUUGUGUGAUAGAAUCAGCCUCCUCUUUCCUUUGUUCUGCAUCCUGCUGCAAUAAAGACAUUUUUGGAUUAAGGACUAGCUUCUGUUGGCAGGAACAGCAGCAUUGUGCUUCUGCGGCCCUGACCUACUGUGGCCACUCUUUUUGUUGUGCUGGGUCAGCAUUAAAAAUUUUCCAGGCACUUCCGCCAUCCCCUGGGCUACCUAACCACGCACCAUGGACUAAUAGGCAGAUAGAGGGGAAAGACUUGACACACCUCAAGAGUGCAAAAUCGGACCAAAAGAAAGCCCGAGUUCUUCAGUUCCUCAGUUUGUCAGGAUGUUAUCAGAUAACAGAUAAUGGUCUCAGGAUGUUGACUCUAGGAGGUGGGCUACCUUAUCUAGAACAUCUCAAUCUCUCUGGUUGUCAGACAGUAACCAGUGCAGGUCUGCAAGAUUUGGUCUCGGUGUGCCCUUCUCUAAAUCAUGAACACUUUUACUACUGUGACAACAUAAACGGUCCUCACGCUGAAACUGCCAGCGGAUGCCAGAACUUGCAGUGUGGUUUCCGAGCCUGCUGCCGCUCUGGUGAAUGAUCCAACUCCUUACCCUUUUUGUCUACUUCGUUUAGCUCCGCAGGCUUCCUCUCAUGCACUUUACUUACAGUUUGCAUCUUGUUCUUGACUGUUUCUUUUUGGAGUGUGAUUUGUGGAUUCUUUUGCUCCGUAAUUCAGAAAAUUGUAAGCAACCUGUGUAGUUCCAUACUGAUUUGGAAGGUGAGAAGUGAAUUUUUUUUGUGCUUUGAAAAGAAAUUAUUAAAUCACUUGAACACUUUCAUCCUAAUAUUUGGCACUUAAAUUUGGGGUGUUUUUCCCCCUCUCUUUGUGCUAAGUCCAUAAAAAAACUUACAUACUUAUAUAGAAAUCUUUCAGUAAAUGUGAAACACAUUUGAAUAACAAUAUAUAUUGUUAAGUAGUUAUUUUUCCCAUAACCUUCUGAUCCCAGAGUUGUUCUUAAUGAAUUAGAGAGAUUCCUUCUGUCUUUUAGUACUGAUUUCACAUUUUAGGCUUGAGGAACAAUAAAUGAAACAUUCCCAUCAGUAUCAGAGUUUGUUAAUCUGAUAAAGUUAUCUUAACAAUAGGCCAGUGACUGUCAUUGCCACAUCAUCUUGUGAGCGUCUCAAAGUAUUUGCUUAACUGUAGUUGCAUUGCAACCAUGAUCCCCUGCAUCUUCUAUAUAGACAUACUAAAGAUGUUGAAUUUUGAAAGGGAUUUUCCCAGAAGCAAUUUCUCUGUGAUAAGAGCAACUGUAAUAAAUAAACUGCAAUUUUAAGAAACUUUCUUGUAUCAAUUUGCAUGCUGGGAAGAUACAAAAAGGUGGAAGAGAAUUUGUUACUAGUGUUGGGUGGCAUGUGCUUACAAGUAGACCUCACUAACUGACUCCCUUGUGCAGCAUGGUAUACCAUGGUAUACAUUUACCACUCUUGCAGUGUCCCUCAGUCAUAUGAUUACCAUUACAGUCAUAUUCAUUGUCCUGUGCAUGAUCCCUCUCCCUCUGCAGAAUGGAAGAUUGAAGAGGAAGGGAUUACAAGAGAGUACGCAGGCAUAUAAGGAAUACACCAGUUGUUUGUGGCUUCCAGCCCCAAGCAUGCUACAGAAACAGCUGGUAGCACUGCAUUCCUUUUGUUGUAUAUUCUUCAUUGUCUACUUACUUUCUUGUAAUCCCUCCCUCUGCAAUAAUUAAAUAAUGAAUUAAUUAAAAAACAUUUAAUUCCAUUUUUCCUAAUUUUCCCAGCACUGGGAAGAGAAUGCCAAAGGAUGGAGGAGUGGCAAAGCAUAGUCACAGUCUUGUGAUUACUUAACGCUUCAUUUAGCAACCCUAUUGUUACUAAACAAGGACUACCUGUAUUGAAAAAUACAGUGCUUGGUUUCAUGUCACGUGCAGUCUGAGAGCUGUGACUUUCCUAAAAAAAAAAAAAAGAAUUCAGAUUUGGCCACCAACAAAUGAGGUGGUAGAAGGAUUUGAAAGAACUUUUCUGAAAGUACUUUUGCCAUAUUUUUGUGUCACAAUUGGAGGAAAAUAAAUGUACUGUACGCUAAUGUUUAUUUUGUUAAUAAGUUACCUUGAUUUACAUUGUAUCUUAAAAACAGCACUUACAGAAACUUUAAAAACAACUCACAAGAAAUAUAUACAUACUUUGCAUCAACAAGUAAAAAGACAGUGCAGACAGCAAUUCUAUUCCAAAGCUGUUCCGUUUCCAGAUCCAUUCAAUUCAGUGGUUGUCCUGGUAAGAAUCCCCCACAUGAUUCUCCUCCACUAAAUAUGAAUGGGGACUUUUUGCACAGAUGCUCAGAAUUUGAGAGUUUACUUGCCUACAUGAGGACACAAUGGUAUCUCUAAGAAACUAUCAGGAUUCAGAUGCAAGAAUCAAAAAAACCUGGGAGCAAUGGUUUAAUUUCUUGCUGCCCUAGGAUGGAAAGUUUUACACAACUAUAAAGCAAUUUACAUCGGGAAAAUUAAAGGAUAAACAUGGGUAUGCUGCCUUGAACCACUGGAUUAAAUGUGGAUCUGAAUCAACUACAGUAUGCCUAUUUCCCUUGGUAACUCUUCUCCCUGUCCAUUCUUUUGGAGAGUAAUCUCCAGGCUUCCGAGUUAUUAUUUCUGCUACACUCUGACCAGAAUCUUACCUAAUUAACUCUGAUUGGGGAUGGGGUGUUUUAUACUUCAAUAAUGCCAGCUGAAAAUAAAAU
This is a messenger RNA of Crotalus tigris (Tiger rattlesnake), 4314 nucleotides long. RefSeq names its product F-box and leucine rich repeat protein 5 (gene FBXL5). Gene Ontology annotation, cellular component: SCF ubiquitin ligase complex. Gene Ontology annotation, biological process: intracellular iron ion homeostasis; SCF-dependent proteasomal ubiquitin-dependent protein catabolic process. The transcript has 11 exons. Gene Ontology annotation, molecular function: protein binding. Lineage: Eukaryota; Metazoa; Chordata; Lepidosauria; Squamata; Viperidae. The record is from RefSeq and is a predicted model, not a curated record. The coding region runs from base 76 to 2160 and encodes 694 amino acids.